CCGAGAACGGGGACGAGUGCGCGCUGCGCCGCGACCGGAAGUGGCCGGGCCGGGCCGGCACUGGUGCCCAGGAGACCAGAGCAUGAGGGUACCGGCGGGCGCGCUAUGGAGCGCGGCCGGGGCCGCCUGGCGGCGCGGCUUCUCCUUCGCGGGCCAGGACGUGGCGCGCUGGUUCCCGGGACACAUGGCCAAAGGUCUCAAAAAGAUGCAGAGAAGCCUGAAGCUGGUAGAUUGUAUCAUUGAAGUGCACGAUGCUCGGAUUCCAUUAUCUGGUCGCAAUCCUUUGUUCCAGGAAGCUCUUGGAAUUAAGCCUCACCUACUUGUACUUAACAAAAUGGACUUGGCAGACCUUAAAGAGAAGCAGAAAAUCGUGGGGCACCUGAACAAAGAAGGAGUGAAAAAUGUAAUUUUUACCAAUUGUUUAAAGGAUGAAAACAUAAAACAGAUUGUUCCAGUGGUUACUGAACUGAUCGAGGGUGGCUACCGCUAUCAUCGAGGAGAGAACCUGGAGUACUGCAUCAUGGUGAUUGGUGUGCCCAAUGUGGGCAAGUCCUCACUCAUCAACUCACUCAGGAGGCAGCACCUCAGAAAAGGAAAAGCCUCUCGAGUAGGUGGUCUGCCUGGGGUCACAAAAGCAGUUAUGUCCAAAAUUCAGGUGUGUGAGCAGCCUCUGAUGUUCCUGCUGGAUACUCCUGGCGUGCUUGCUCCACGGAUCCAGGAUGUGGAGACUGGGCUGAAGCUGGCCACCUGUGGAACUAUAUUGGACCAUUUGGUAGGAGAAGAUAUCAUUGCUGAUUAUCUUCUUUUCACACUUAAUAAGCAACAGCAGUUCCGGUAUGUGGAGCAUUAUGACCUGGGAGAGGCUUGUGAUGACAUAGGAAGUGUGCUGAAAAGGAUCGCUAUGAAGCUCAAGAAGAUCCACAAAGUGAAAGUGCUCACUGGGACUGGUGAUGUUAAUGUAAUUCAGCCUAACUAUUCUGCAGCAGCCUGUGACUUCAUUCGAAACUUCCGAAGUGGGGUGCUGGGUCAGGUGAUGUUUGACACUGCCAUCCUGGAAGAACCUCAGGCCAACAAUGAUUCUGACUCCUGAGGCUGAGCAGUGAACGUUCUUUGCUGCUUCUACUCCCUGUAUGGCCUCAGGCAAGUUACCUCACUUGUUGGGGCUCAGUUUCCUCAUUUGUAAAAUGAGGGAGUUGGAAUAGAGGUCCCUUCUAGCGCUAAUGGUGCAACUCUGAAACUCAAGUGCAAAAAAUAGCUACUGUCUUUGGAGGCAUCUGAGGACUUGGCCUUGAUUUUCAUCAUGGCUUGGCAGAAUAAUAAAGUAUUGUUUGUGAUUUCUCCCUAAAUCAGUGACAAGUACAUUUUCAGGGCUAGGGUCCAUGAAAUGGGAUAGUCAUUGAAUUGCUUUCAGAUACUAUGUGGGUUCCUUUAAUAACAGUUCCUACUGUGGGCAAUAAAGGAAUUAAAACCCCCCCAAUACUUCUUUGAUACAUUGUCAGCCAGCUGGGGGAAAGGGUCUUUUCUUUGAUUUAAUUGAAUUUCACUUGUGAAGAUUUUGAUCAUCAUCUGAAGCAGCCAUACUCCAAGCCAAGGAGUUGUCACUUUGUCAAAAGUAGACCUUUGCUUAGAGCAGUGAUCCCUACAUUUCUUGUUGUGAACCACCUUAGCACCACCUACAGCUUGGUUCCAUGUGGUAACUCCCUGCUUAGUUUGAAAUGGUCCUAGCUAUUUCAUUUAUUUAUUUAUUUUAUUGAGUUAUUUUUUUGCUGAGGCAGUUGGAGUUAAGAGACUUGCCCAGAGUC
Messenger RNA from Phascolarctos cinereus (koala), 1802 nucleotides. It is a transcript of the gene MTG1, whose product is annotated as mitochondrial ribosome associated GTPase 1. Gene Ontology annotation, biological process: mitochondrial translation. Lineage: Eukaryota; Metazoa; Chordata; Mammalia; Diprotodontia; Phascolarctidae. Gene Ontology annotation, cellular component: mitochondrion. Gene Ontology annotation, molecular function: GTPase activity; GTP binding. The record is from RefSeq and is a predicted model, not a curated record.